AUGUCGCCGCCAACCCCAUCUUGGAAUACUGUCCCAAGUGACGCCGACCUCGUGUGCAUAUUUCAGGCAAUCGAUGUGCCCGUUCAACGCUGCUCUUUCGCAUUUGUUAUUAAACCUCUGGUCAUUGAUGGGGAAUUGCGAUCUGCUGAACAUGGUCUGCCUAUCAUUGUCCUUGUUUGGGUAUUUUUGUCGAUUUAUAAAAUUCCAAACAGCAACUCGCAACAAUCUCGGAUAUCGACGUCCGGUGCUUCCAGCAAGUCGAAUUUGUUACCUACGUUCGAUCUCGUUACAAGCGUACCUAGUACGCCGUUUUCACCAGACUAG
Messenger RNA from Macrosiphum euphorbiae (potato aphid), 324 nucleotides. Lineage: Eukaryota; Metazoa; Arthropoda; Insecta; Hemiptera; Aphididae. The record is from the annotation of a GenBank genome assembly.